GCUCGAACAUAAACAAAGGCAGGACGCUGCGUUGCAAUAAACUCAACUCUCCUGGUAAUUUAUAUGUUAACAGUGUCGAAAAGUUGGAGCGUGACUUAUUUCUGGAGCCAUGGAAAACGCAUUAGUGAUGCGAGUGAGUGUGUUUACUGAUCAAGGAGGCAGGAAAUACAUGGAAGAUGUGACCGAGGUCAUAGUAGAGCCCGAGCCGGGAGAAGAUGAGCCGACCUCGGGUGAGCCAGACGAGAGCACCGGGGGAGACUGUACGGUCAGUUCUCCGGCUGCGGACACGAACCCAGACCGGUCUGGUGACACCGUUGCCCCCCCACAGAGUCCAGAUGCAACGUGUACACCUAUGCGAACGGACGACCAAAGUAUAUCCGUGGAAACCUCUUUACCGGCAGGUCAGAGCCCGCCGCCAGAUGAACCGAGCAGCACCAAUCCUUCCCGCCGCUCUGUGGCAUUUUUCGCUGUGUUCGACGGGCACGGGGGUCGUGAGGCUGCGCAGUUUGCACGGGACUAUUUGUGGGAGUUCAUGAAGAAGCAGCGGGGGUUCUGGUCGGACUGUGACCGGGAGGUCUGCUCUGCUAUACGCAAAGGAUUUGUUGCCUGCCACCAUGCUAUGUGGAAAAAACUACCUGAAUGGCCAAAGACGCUCACAGGCCUUCCCAGCACAUCAGGCACCACAGCCAGCGUAGUGGUCAUCCGAGGAAACCGUAUGUAUGUGGCCCACGUUGGGGACUCUGCAGUGGUUCUGGGGGUGCAAGAUGACCCCUCAGUUCCAUUCAUCAGAGCUGUGGAAGUCACACAAGACCACAAACCUGAACUACCUAGAGAGAGGGAGCGUAUUGAAGGUCUGGGAGGGAGCGUUAUCAAGAAGUCUGGAGUGAACCGGGUUGUCUGGAAGAGGCCGAGGCUGAGUCACAACGGCCCAGUUCGUCGGAGCACUGUCAUCGAUCAGAUACCAUUCUUGGCAGUGGCCCGAGCUCUAGGAGAUUUGUGGAGUUAUGACUUCUACAGUGGGGAGUUUGUAGUUUCUCCAGAGCCAGACACCAGUGUGGUGACCCUUGACCCCAGAAAACACCGCUACAUCAUCUUGGGCAGCGAUGGUCUGUGGAACAUGGUGCCACCUCAGGAGGCUAUCUCCAUGUGUCAGAACAACAACGAGGCAAUGGCACCAUGUGGGGUAUCAAGUGCCCGGCAACUGGUCAACCAUGCUCUUCUGAGGUGGCGCCAGCGCAUGCUGCGCGCCGACAACACCAGUGCCAUCGUAAUCGCUUUGCAGGAGCCCGGGAGCUCCCAGGACACGCUGCACCAUGAGGAGGUGCUGCUGGACCUUGCCAAGGUGUCCCAGUGUCCUCCCACCUCCCUAUCACGUGCUGACACUCCUCUCCUUCAGCGGCCUCUAGAGGAGGACUCUCUCUCUGCCAUGUGUGAGCUCCUCCCUACCUUGGAGCGACGGGACGGACUAUCGGGAAACAACAGUCUGUACCAUGUGAACCUGUCUGACCCGUUCACCCUGACUCCACUGUGUGCUAACAGUAGUGCUGAGUUGCCCAGUCAGUCCAGUCCCACCGACAGGACAGUUGGCAGCAGGACACCCAACGGCAAGAGAACUAUUGGUGGAUCAUCAUCAGGCCAGUCCGCCAAGAGGGCCCGGCGCAGGACUGCAGACAGGCUGCCACUGGUCCAACACAACGCAGAAAAAAAACAGAAGGAGUCCACUAACGUCUCCCCCAUUCUCCAGCAGCAUAACAAGACCUCAGUGUGUGUGUGCUGAAACACACACACACACACACACACACACACACACACACACACACACACACACACACAUACAUAUACAUAAACCUGCUGCCUCCCACUGUCAACCUUGUCUCCAGUCGCAUGUCUGUUCCUUUUGUUUGCAGUUGCACAUUUUCACAGUGCAAACCAGCCUGGCUGUAGAGGUAAAGACUGGUCUUCUUGCUUAGCCCCAGUAUAAUACUCAUUUGAAAGCUCUUGUUUUCACAAGACAUUUUGUCUUUUGUUUGAAAAUUCCCUCCAGAAAUGCUGAUUAAAUUUGUGUCUCACUCCACCUCUUUCUGGUAACAGUUGUAAAAAAUAAGUAUGAUUAAUGAUGCUGGUGUAAAUAUUAUGCAUUUUAUAGUUGAGUAAUGAGUAAGUGAAACUGUUCAUCUAAAACAAAUAUAUAUUUUUUAUACAUUCUUUUAUUGUUUGAUGAUAAAACAGGAAGAUUUAGAUGAGCUCCACCAUAGGUUUUCACUCUCUCCAUAUACCCUUGUGUGCACACCCUGUGUUUUAAACAUAUUUAUGUAUUUUUUAUCCUCAUCAUUUUUUAUUUAAUCACUGGAGAUUUGUCUUGAAUAUAAACUGAAGGUGCUGCUACAGUCUCAAACCAGUAAGCUACUACAUUGUCUAUAUUGAUAAAUGAAAUAUAUGUAUUAAGUGUUGGUAGCGUUUACUUCUUUGUGAAUAUGCAUUUGACACAACUCAUCUGUUAAAUUUCAAAUAGUGAAAGGUGUUUUAAUUUUUAACUGCACAAUGCAUCUGAAGGGAUGGAUCAACUGUCUUAAUAACAUUACAAUGUUGUAAUUUACUGUCAUCACUUCCCCUGAGCCAGUUCCACCCAUCCAUAUAUCGGUAGUGAUUUUCUGUGUUUCCGAGAAUGCCUUGCAGCAGUCUUCUGCAUCUGAAGCUUUUGCAGAAAGCUGUCUCUACAAUGAUGGAUCUGUCCCUCUGCAUCUGAUACGUCCAGGUGGCUUUAAAACUGAGACAUCCUUUAGUUCUGCGAGACCAACAUAAAACCUGAUGUUUACAAUCAAUGCUAAUGAUUAUUUUGUGCUGCCAAACUUCCAUUGUGGCUGCACUGGAUGUAUCAGUUGUCUAUGUUGGACCACGAGAAUAAGAAAAUGUUUGUCCCAACAGACAGGAUUAUCUCACUAAACCAGUCUAUCAUGCUAAUCUUGUUGGCAACAAAGUAAUAGCUGUUCAUUCCUUUUUGUUGAGGCUGACUCAGAUUUCUUUAGCUUUCUCCUUCUACAAGCCAUGUUCCCUCCAUGCUGCAGCUUUCUGAAAAUAUUUUUGCACUAUUAGGCUGACCUUAAUUACAUUUUGAAAAGUGUUUUAUUCCCUUUGAAAAUGGCGCAGCUAGGAAUGGAUGACCCAAUGAAAACUCAGCAAAUGUAAGAUGUUUCAAGUAAAAUAAUCAAUUAUCUUUUUACUUUAAAAAAAAGUCCUCAUUAAUCUGAGCAGAGCCUGCAGAACAUGGCUAUGCCCCCUUUUGCAUCUGAUGGUUUUGUUACUUGACCGUGUGUGAUUUAAAUGAAAAAUAUUCACUGUAAGAGAAUAAUGAGCAUUACAUGAAUAAGACAUGUCUCUACAUGUCUCUCAAUCUUUGCAAAACCUUGUUACAUACUGAUUGAUUUUCCCCGAGCUGCAAUGAAGUGCAAUUUAUAACAAGAAUUUGUAGCAUUAUGAAUUGGUUAAAAAAUAUUGUACAAGGAGUGAUAAUGUUGAUGUUUGACAUGUUCUCUCUGCAAAUACAGUCUGUUACUUUCG
Molecule: messenger RNA, 3558 nt
Organism: Centropristis striata (black sea bass)
Lineage: Eukaryota; Metazoa; Chordata; Actinopteri; Perciformes; Serranidae
Gene: ppm1da
Product: protein phosphatase, Mg2+/Mn2+ dependent, 1Da
Exons: 6
Coding region: 110-1777 (555 amino acids)
Biological process (GO): protein dephosphorylation
Cellular component (GO): nucleus; cytosol
Molecular function (GO): mitogen-activated protein kinase binding; cation binding; protein serine/threonine phosphatase activity
Source: RefSeq, a predicted model, not a curated record